AAGAGCAGAAGAUUCAGAAGAAAAGAGUUUGCACAUCGUAUCAUGUCAAAGUUGUCUGACUUGGAAAUGAGGAUUCGCCCUACUGCGACCUAACACUUUCACCUCUGUCCCUCGGAAGUGCCGCCUCAACCAAGGCAACGGAGAUGAGGGCGGCUGCUUCUUUACCAAAUAGAAUCCAAACAAGAUCAUUUGAGCUUAGGACGAGAGCUGAUCAUUGGAACCUCCGUCCUUGAAAAGUCAAUGAGAAUAUAGAUAUUCCUGGUACAAGUUUCGUCGAUGAAAGGUUUGGCGUAAGGUUGUAUUUAUAGUACCAAAUGAGCCUAUUGAGUUAAACACAUGUGCCAUAUCUGCUAUGGAGAGAGGGGUGGAAAAGCCUUGGCGCCCAGCCAACAAAAGGCACCCACCACCCCUCGUGUACCCAUUUACUUUUCUGUCUGCUCAACCUCCUCCCACAACCGCGAGAUGUGACAGAAUGACGACCAUGAGAUUGACCACUUUGUUGCCUUUUGGCCUGCUCCCCGAUAUGCUUGUUCUACCAUGACGCGCACUGUUAUUCUGAGUGGGAGGCCGCGGAUUGACCGAAUCACCUCGCCGUCCUACGAACCAAAGCUGAUGUCCCGAGACUGAACACUUUGUCUGCCUUGUCUCCUCACUUCCUCUCUGUCUUGUACCAGCGUUGGGAUAACUCGCCCUUCCUUGCCUGUCAGAAGCCAGUGCAGUUCUGGUUGUUCAUUGAUGGCUGAUAGCCAGGCGCAUAGCUCGAUACAGAUGAGGGGGACGGUUGUGGCAGAGCCGUUCAAUGGGAAUACUUCGGUUCGGCAUGGCAUUCGCGACUGGUCAAAUGGGAAGCAUCCGCGGUUCAGCCCUCUGGAAAUCGGGCACUAUUCAGCACCGCCGCAGCCCAACAAUUGGCUGACCAGAUGAGUGAAAUCCUAAGCCUUCGCUCACAACCGAAUAAGUGUGCUGGCCGAAGUAUUAUCUAUCGCUACCAUCGCACUUUAUCAGUUCGUCAACCCAGUCGAUGCUCUCCUCGCUCAUUCCGCUCGUCACGUCUUCCUUAUGGAUCCAUUAUCGUUCACGGCUAGCCUCGUUGCCGUAGUAGGCCUAGCAGGAGAGGUUGCAAAGACCUGCAAAAGCUACAUUGACGGCAUCAAGAACCAUCCGCGCGAAAUCCGAGUCAUCUUCAUCGAACUUACCUCGCUCACCUCAGUAUUAGAAGGAUUGAAGAUACUACGCGAAGAGGAUUUCGAAGACGCACAAAUCAUCAGACAACUGAGAGGACAUGAUGGACCAAUACAAGGGUGUCAAGAAACGAUUCGCAACUUACACGGUCUUCUCAACCUGAACUCGGCCUCUGGCACAGCUGCACCUGGAGGCAGUCGUUCUAAGCGCAGACGGUUGCAGGCGAGGCUGCCAACUCUGGAUGAACUCGCCUGGCCUUUCAGAAGAGACGAAGCAGUGGCCUUACUGAAGGCGAUCGCAACACACAAGCAGACCAUCGGUGCAGCUCUCACUGCAUCUGUAUUAUCCGAGGUUCAGUCGAUGAAAGCGAAGCUCGAUCGAGCGGAACAGGACAGACUGCAUGCCUGGCUCGUCCAAAUCAACCCUUCUUCAAAUCACAACACCGCAAACAGCCUCUAUGAGACGGGAACCGGUGACUGGAUCUUCCGCUCCCAAGAGUGGAACCUUUGGGUGAACAAACAGUCCAAGGAACGCUCUCUUUGGAUACACGGCAUCCCCGGGGCAGGGAAGACCAUCCUUACCUCUCAUAUCAUCGAGCACCUCACAAAUACCAAAUGUUCGGGCAAAGUGGCACUCGUCUACUAUUACUGCUAUUACGGCCACAACCAGGAUGAAACCUUUUCCUUCCUCCGAUGGCUUAUCAGCCAACUCUGUCGGAAGUCUGACACGGUCUCGAGCUUGACCUACGGUAUUUACCGAAGCGGUCAAGAUCCCAACAUAACCAAACUCCUCUCAGCGCUCCUUGCGCAACUUGACAGUUUGGACACGGUAUAUGUCGCGGUCGAUGCCUUGGAUGAGAGUCAACAGCCACGAGAUAGGAUGCUCGAUGUUCUUCGUACACUGGCUACCGAUUCGCGAUUCCGGAAGAUCCGACUGUUGACCACUAGCCGUGAAUAUGCCGACAUUGAGCGAGUCAUGGCACCCGUCUCCCUUUCCGUGCCUACUUCACAUGAGGAGGUGGAAAAGGAUAUUCGAGUCUUUGUCGAAGGAAGCAUCAGUCGAAGCAACAGUUUCAAGCACUGGCCCGACGAUCUGAAGCUUGAGGUGGUUGAUGCACUUGCCAAAGGAGCAAAAGGCAUGUUUCGUUGGGCGGUCUGCCAGUUGGAUAUUCUUCGUCGCCUCAACUGCGCAACGCACGAAGACGUCAGGGAAAUGAUCAAAACUCUCCCCAAGGACUUGGACGAAACCUACAUGAGGAUCUUGAAUCUUAUUCAUCCAGAUGAUCUCGAACUUGUCCGAUUCACCAUCCAUUGGAUCAUCUACACGGAAAAUCUGCGCGGCUACAAUCUAAUUACGCUAGAUGUUACCGAGGUCUUAGGUGCCUUUGCGUUGCAUAGUUCAGGAUCCUCAGAACGGGCUAACCAAAUCUCUAUCCCUUGUGACCCCGACAGGCUUAAAGAUUGCUGUGGUUGCCUUGUUUCUUUUUUUGAACCCUUCGAUGAGGUUUAUUGCGAUCUCUCCCACUACACCAUUAAAGAAUUCCUCACUUCCAAUCGAUUCAAGCCAUCAGACCAGCUCAAGUGUCUCGACCUUGCAACGAUGAAGACUUAUCUGCCCAAUGCCAUUCUCCGAUGGCAAAUUGAUCGCAUCAAAUGCAAUGCAGAAGGCUAUAUAAAUAUUUUCAGUUAUGAGUGCUUAGCCCGACAAGUUUUGUCCGCUGAAGAAUUCUUGGAUUACCAGCUGGCAAUCCGUUUCUUCCUGAUAAAUGUGGCCCCAGACACCGACAUACCUUAUAUUUCCAGCGAUUCCCGGCGUCUAGUCAUGUCGGUUAUAUAUGGAAUUGAGUGGGUUGGGGAUAGACCGUCAGACGAAAUCAUUGUUUUACUCCGUCUUUUAGUCGUGGGGGCCUUCCAUUUAUCUCGAUCUCUGCUUGAAACUGUCGGCAGUCACCUUCUUUGCUCAUCCUUGGACUUGAUAUGGUAUGACUAUCACGUGUGCGGCAGCAAAGACAACCCGAAAAAGAUGAAAUUCGUGGGCAAUGUUGUCGAGUUUCUAGCUACCAUUUUCUUGACUUCACCUGCUGCGUUGUUGUUUCUACUGGAAAACUACUAUGACGACUUUGUACAAUCUGUCGAUCUGAGUGGAAUAUUGCAAUCUUUUCAAACCGGCCGCAGAGAAAGCCUUGACUGGUUGAGAAAAGAAAAACCAUGUAACUAUAGCAAAUUCAUCGAGGAGGAGGAGGAGGUCGCUGCGAAGGUAGUUCAGAAGCUUCAGAAUAUGGGCGCGGUUUCGAUGAAUGAGGAUCCAGAGUCAGACUUGGAACCAAACGCCGAUUCAACGACAGAACCGACAGUAGUAGAAUCAGGCAUGGAGUCGCGUUAUCGGCCAAAAAGGUGGCUUGAUGUUGUUUUGAGAAAUGAGAGCAAAGAGGAAGUUGGGUCAUGAGGUGACUGUCACCCUUCUACAGCGCAACACACCAAGAGACUGGUCAAUAGGGCACACAAGAUUUGAACAGAAUAUACCCAUCAACACAGCUCAGUAAUGUUUCUUCACUUCUCUACAUCCUGGCCAUCUCUUCCUAGCGGUACUUCAUCCGCCGAAGUUGGCUUUUUUUCGUCCGAACCGCCGUCACUUCCAACCGAGCCGCGAUGUGGACGAAUCGUGGAGUCAUCCAACGGGCGACCAACAGCAUCGUGCGUGGCAUCCCACUCAGACAACUUAGCAACUGGUACCUUGACAAGUCUGUGACUCUGCGCACCAUCAUCAAGUCGCAGAACCUCCUGACGAAUGCGAUAGCCCCGCAGCUUCGGGAUCACGGAGAUCCAGAGGUAGUAGUAGAUGGCGCAUGCGAUCAAGCUGGUACCUGCGUCAGUUGACCACUCAUUUGCUUCAAACCGCGGCGCCUUUACGAAAUGAAAAGGGAAACCGAAAAACCUGGACUUACAUUCCGAUACCCGUGACCACAUAGGUCCCGUACCAAAAGCUGACAUCUCCCGCGUACGCUCCUCCCGCGGGUGGAUACCACGGCAUGACGAUUAGGUACAGCUGCACCAAGAUGUUGAACACGACUACAAGGUCCCAGGCUUUGAACUCAGGGCGGGGAAGGUUGAGCCGAGACCGUCGGUACCGGACGACGUACAGACCUAUUCCCAUGAUCAACUGAAAGAAGGCCGAAGGCAGGACUUGGAGAUCGGUAAUGAAGUUGAAGGCGUCACCAGCGGGAGGCGCCAAAAUCAUGAGGAUGGUCAGCGCCCAUUUGACGAAGUACGGUCCAAGCGGAGUGCCAAAGGGGCGGGUAGAAGCCCAAAACCGUGGGAAGGGGAGCACGCCUUGCCUGUCAUCACCGAAAGAACAUGUGUCAGCAAUUACCAUAAACAUGACCGGUAAUCAGAUUCCUCGAGACUCACCUCCCGCACUCCCUAAUCAACCUCGACGACCCAAUCAACACAGCAAUCAGAUUCCCAAACGAGCUCAAGGCAAUCAGGAAAUUCAGCCCUCUCACCGCACCACUCGACCCAAACACCUUGGUAAAGAACAGGCUCGCCGCAAUCUGCUGGCUCUGCACCAGCUCAUCCUUUGGCACGGCGGCAAAGUACGCCACAUUCGCCAAGAUGUACAGAACUGCGACGAUGAGCAGCGCGACAAAUCCGUUCCUUCUGAUCUGCUUCACGGGGCUCUUCACCUCGUUGACGACGUUAAAGGCAUUUUCAAACCCGGCGUACGAGAAGAUGAUUUUGUACAGCGCAUUGGUGACACCAUAGGGCGUUGCUUGACCGGAAAAGGCGUCGCGGAAGUUGAUACGGGGGUCGGGGAUCCGAGUGGUGGAGACAUGCCCGCCUAGCACAACCAGGCCGGUUAUGGAAAUGAAGAUGAGGGUGAGGACUUUGAUGAUGCCGAUGCCGUUGGCGAAGAGGUAGGAGAGGCGGGUGUGGAAGGACACGACUGAAAAAUAAAAGGGAGUGAGUUAGCAAUGAGAGAGUGGCAUAGACGUAAGAGUGGAAAGAGACGUACACAAAGCGGCGACGGUGUACCCGGCUACAGCUACGCCUUUGAGUUCCCAAGCUGUUGGAGAGUGGCCGUUUAUUCUGAACAAGUACUGUGCAAGGACUGCGCGUUGUUCGCAUUAGUCAGUCCAACCAUUUUUUUCCCUGAAAGCUUCGGAGAUGGAACAAGCAAAUCACUUACCGAUAGCAUUACUGCUACUAAACGACAACGCCACCGACUGAAACGCAAACGCCGUCGGGAACAGCCAUCUCGGUCUUGGGUACGCCUGUUCCAGGUACACCACCUCAGACCCCGAUCGAUUCGGGAAGUAUGCCGCAUAUUCGAGAUACACCGAGAGAUUCGCAACCGACGUCAAGAAGCCGAGAGCCCAGAAGAUCAUGGAUAGGCCCACGGAUCCGGUACCUCGAAGAAUGUUUGAUGCUGUAUAACCGUUUCCCGAGAGAACAAGAUCGAGAUGGGACGUAAUUAACACCAGCCCAUGAUAGCACGGACGGAAAACGCAGAAGAAGAAGGGAAAAACUUGAGGGGUGGCUCACGAGUCGAAUACACGCCUGUGCCAAUCAUCUUGCCGAUGUUGAGCAUGAUGAUGGACAAAGGGCCGACGGAGUAUCCCAGCGGAGAGUUGACUUCGACCGGCGCGCCCGUGGCUUCUUGGUAGGCAGGCGGAGAGUCGUUGCCGCCUUUUUCGACGGUGUAUUUGAGACUGCCGUCGCUGACGGUGCCGCCAUCGCCGUCGAUGGGCCCAUUGGGUCGAUAGUGGGAUUCGCUUUUAGCAAGAUCAUCGCCUUGCCGGCGAG
This is a messenger RNA of Neurospora crassa OR74A, 5984 nucleotides long. RefSeq lists its product as hypothetical. NCBI's taxonomy places the organism in Eukaryota, Fungi, Ascomycota, Sordariomycetes, Sordariales, Sordariaceae. The transcript has 2 exons. The record is from RefSeq and is a predicted model, not a curated record. The coding region runs from base 1060 to 3627 and encodes 855 amino acids.